This is a messenger RNA of Callorhinchus milii (elephant shark), 571 nucleotides long. RefSeq names its product ribosomal protein S12 (gene rps12). Gene Ontology annotation, molecular function: structural constituent of ribosome. NCBI's taxonomy places the organism in Eukaryota, Metazoa, Chordata, Chondrichthyes, Chimaeriformes, Callorhinchidae. Gene Ontology annotation, biological process: translation. Gene Ontology annotation, cellular component: ribosome; cytosolic small ribosomal subunit. The record is from RefSeq and is marked provisional.
CUCUUCCGGCGCUGGCGGUUCAUGUUCGGCGUCGAGGCCGCGUGAUUUGACAACAAGAAGCCAAGAUGGCCGAGGAAGGCAUUAUUGCUGGAGGUGGAAUGGAUGUUAACACUGCACUUCAGGAAGUGCUGAAAACAGCAUGCAUCCAUGCUGGCUUAGCUCGUGGCAUCCGUGAGGCUAUCAAGGCCUUGGACAAGCGUCAAGCUCAUCUGUGUGUCCUUGCAACCAGUUGUGACGAACCAGCAUAUGUUAAGCUGGUGGAGGCUCUAUGUGCUGAACAUCAGAUCAACCUGAUUAAGGUUGAUGACAGCAAGAAACUUGGCGAGUGGGUAGGCCUCUGCAAAAUAGACAAAGAAGGAAAACCUCGCAAGGUUGUAGGCUGCAGUUGUACUGUGGUAAAGGAUUAUGGCAAAGAAUCAGAAGCUAAGGAUGUCAUUGAAAACUAUUUCAACUCAAAGAAGCAAACUAUGCAGAAAUAAACGACCAGACACAUUUACUGACUUGUUUUUUUUUCAGUGUUGACUGCUUUCUGUUUUUGAUGAGGCAUUCUAUGAAUUAAACUGAUUUAUUG